ACAUGAAUCCUUUCUCUCAAUUUCUCCACAGCUUGCUCACAGACUAAAGAAUGUCAGGGGGAAUCUCUGCUAGCAUUGCCACCAGCAGACUGCAAGCUGAGGGAAUGGGCUCCAACGACCACGCCGUACCCUUCCUUAACCAGGACUAUGAGGCUUUGAGGCAGGAGUGUCUGGAGACGGGGUGUCUGUUCCAGGACCCCUACUUCCUAGCCGAGCCUCCCUCUCUGGGCUUCAAGGAACUGGCCCCCUUCUCUGCCAAGACCAGGGAUGUGGAAUGGAUGAGACCCACGGAGCUGACAGRCGACCCUCAGUUCAUCCUGGGAGGAGCUAGCAGAACAGACAUCUGCCAGGGAGCUCUAGGUGAUUGCUGGCUCCUAGCAGCCAUAGCCUCUCUAACCCUCAAUGAGAGGCUGCUCCACCGAGUGGUCCCACAUGGUCAGUCCUUCCAAGAGGACUAUGCUGGGAUCUUCCACUUUCAGUUCUGGCAGUUUGGUGAGUGGGUGGACGUGGUGAUUGACGACCGGCUGCCAACGAAGGAUGGAGAGAUCAUGUUYGUUCACUCAGCCGAGGGCAAUGAGUUCUGGAGCGCCCUGCUGGAGAAGGCCUACGCCAAGUUGAAUGGUUCCUACGAGGCUCUGUCUGGAGGCAGCACCACAGAAGGCUUUGAGGACUUCACCGGCGGUGUGUCUGAGAUGUACGAGCUCCGUAAGGCUCCACGGGACYUGUACAGGAUCAUCAGCAAAGCCCUGGACAGAGGCUCCUUGCUGGGCUGCUCCAUCGACAUCACCAGUGCCUUUGACAUGGAGUCUGUGACGUUCAAGAAGCUGGUGAAAGGUCAUGCUUACUCAGUCACCGGCCUAAAGAAGGAGACGGGGGUUCCAAAGCAGGAUCUGAAAGACCCAGAUACACUGGACUCAGACCCAGGUGAAACAGGCUUCCUAGGAGACGGGGGUUCCAAAGCAGGGUCUGAAAGACCCAGAUACACUGGACUCAGACCCAGGACCAGAGGAACAGGGGACUCACGUCGAUGGAGCACCCAGCAAGGAGCCUCUGUCCAGGGCUUUGCUGAUGAUCCUGUACAGGUCCCGUGGAGCUUACGGAGCUCGUACAUCUCAGACACACCGCCGGUGAAGUCCUCAAAGCCUUCUGUGGUGCUGCCUCCAGACAGAGCCUCUCAAUUGAUUGUUUCAUUGAUCGAUUGCUCUGUUCUUGUCUCCCUGGCUGUGUCCAGUUCUCCUGAGUGGGAUGAGUUGGACCCAUCUGAGAGAGAGGACCUGCAUCUAAAGAUGGAGGAUGGAGAGUUCUGGAUGUCAUUCCAGGAGUUCCUGGGGCAGUUUUCCCGUCUGGAGAUCUGUAACCUGACGGCAGACGCUCUGAGUGAGGACGGCCUCAGCCACUGGAACACCAUCAAGUUCCACGGCAUGUGGAGACGGGGGAGUACCGCCGGGGGCUGCCGUAACCACCCCA
Molecule: messenger RNA, 1467 nt
Organism: Salvelinus sp. IW2-2015
Lineage: Eukaryota; Metazoa; Chordata; Actinopteri; Salmoniformes; Salmonidae
Source: RefSeq, a predicted model, not a curated record